UCUACUCACCAACUUUCCUCCCUCUCUUCCUCCGUCCGUUCCUCGGUCCUCUCGCCCUAGGGCGCACGCUCAUUUCCCCUACCCGUUCCUUGUGAAACAUCCACGAAACCACAGACGAGAUCGCUUAGAUUGAAGUUAUUUAUCUAGCUAUGGCGUCGAAGCUUAUCAAUCUUCUUGCACUCGCCUGCCUUGCUGCGCUCGCCACCACCUUCGCCGUUGCUCCUGUCAACGCGCUCGCGACUGGCAUUCACCAGAAUUCGAACCGCCAAGUUCAUCACGACGUGAUUGCCCGCCGCUCUCGGAUUAGCAACAAGAAGCGUCAGAACAACUCGACGCAGCGCUGCAAGCCCCGUCCUUCGACCAGCCUGAGCAGUGCCGCGGUGUCCACUUCAUCUGCGGCCCCCAUUACUUCUACUGCCCCGAGCCCUGCGCCGACCAGCGAGACUCAGUCCAGCUCUCCCGCAGUGACUGCUGCACCCUCUUCCAGCUCUCCCGCAGUGACUGCCGCACCCUCUUCCAGCUCUUCCGCUGCUCCAGCGUCGACUCCGUCCUCGGCUCCCUCCAAUGGCCAGACGAAGGUCGGAUUGGCUUGGCCCAACGGUCCCUCAUCUGACCUCCAGUUUUAUUCCACCAGUGUCACGGGAUGGAUCUAUUCUUGGAGCCCUUACACUCCAGACCCCAACCACCAGUUUCCAAACCUGCAGUUCAUGGCACAGCUCUGGGGACCAGAUCAGGUUUCAGACUUCGAGUCCGUUGUGACGCCUGGAUACGCCGGUUGGAUCUUGGGUAUGAACGAACCCAAUGAACCUGGUCAAUCCAACAUGAACCCUCAGGAUGGCGCCACCCUCUGGAUGCAAAAUAUUGAGCCCAAGCGUGCCCAAGGCUACCAGACCUGCUCGCCUGCCACCAGCUCUAAUCCUAAUGGCUUCACUUGGAUCGCCGACAUGCUCGAGGCUUGCAAUGGUGGUUGCACGUUCGACUGCAUAGCCGUACACUGGUACGACGUUGACUUUUCACUCUUCCAGAGCUAUGUCACGCAGUGGUACAACACGUACAACCUACCCAUCUACAUCACUGAGUUCGCUCCCCAGAACUUCAACGGUGGCGCCCAGCCCACUACCUCCGAUGUCUGGUCCUUCUACGGGCAAGCUAUGCCUUGGAUCAUGGAUACUCCUUGGAUCGCGGCUGCCUUCCCCUUUGGCUUCAUGCAGAACAUGGGAAAUGUCAUCGUUGCUGAUCAGCUCAUGGGGUCCAACGGCCAGCCGACCGACCUCGGCCAGUUCAUCAUCAGUGGCAACUACUAAAUCGUUCAUGAAGCGCCUUCAACGCUUCUGUAUACCCGCCCUUUCAUCCGACCUUCUGCAAGUCCGUGGAUCGGCUGGUUCAGAAGAUCAUGCAUUUUGUUUCGCAUCUUUGGUAACACAUAGCUGGAGGCUGCGCGUUCAGUAGAUAUGAAGUUGUUUAGCAAAGAUUGAUAUCUUAGCUAGUGAAUGUGUGCAGUAUAUACAGGCUCGAUACUGCAUGACUUGUGUCGAUUUUUCUGUG
This is a messenger RNA of Phanerochaete carnosa HHB-10118-sp, 1545 nucleotides long. RefSeq lists its product as uncharacterized. The record is from RefSeq and is a predicted model, not a curated record. The coding region runs from base 150 to 1304 and encodes 384 amino acids. The transcript is spliced from 6 exons. Gene Ontology annotation, biological process: fungal-type cell wall polysaccharide metabolic process. Gene Ontology annotation, cellular component: fungal-type cell wall. Lineage: Eukaryota; Fungi; Basidiomycota; Agaricomycetes; Polyporales; Phanerochaetaceae.